Carassius auratus (goldfish) is the source of this 1401-nucleotide messenger RNA. RefSeq names its product tetraspanin-7-like. The record is from RefSeq and is a predicted model, not a curated record. Gene Ontology annotation, cellular component: plasma membrane. NCBI's taxonomy places the organism in Eukaryota, Metazoa, Chordata, Actinopteri, Cypriniformes, Cyprinidae. Bases 11 to 1105 code for a protein of 364 amino acids. The transcript has a single exon.
AGAGAGUAAAAUGGUGGUAGAUAAAGCGCAAGACGGGGCCAUGAGCUUUGCACCACCCUACGACUCGCUACGAGCUCGACCGAGUCCCUGCAGUUCAAAAGAGUGGGAAAGAGAGCUGCACGGUGCUCAAAGACUGACGUCCCCACUUCGAGUGGCUCUGCCUUCUGUUUCCCGACGGCCUUCAGCGCUCCCUGGAUAUCUGCUCUCACCCUCCCGAAAGUAUGCUGAUCAACAGCAACGUCUUUCAUUAUCGCUGUGCUCAGAGGCCUCGCUGGCGCCCCCUGUGCCUGCUGUGGGUGCUGCUCCACCUUGCUGCCGGACGGUGGGAGUCAUGCCCUUGCUGCGCCUUGCGCUCCUGAUUUUCAGCUUCCUUUUUUGGGCAGCAGGCCUUGCGACCUUCACCUUAGGAGUCUGGGCGCAAGCUUCGCUGUUUGACUACAUGCUACUCUCUACGAACCGCUACCCAAAUGCGCCCAUCAUCUUGUUAUGCACAGGUGCUGUUGUGACCACUUGGGGCUUUUUGGGAUGUUUGGGAGUGGCUGCCAACCUUCCCUACCUUCUGAGGGCAUAUGGCUUUUUCCAGUUGGCCACACUAAUGGGUGGACUAGCGGCGGGUCUCUCGGGGCUCUUUUACAGGGAGGAUAUUGCUGAAGGUUUCCGUAGUGGGCUUAAGAACGCUGUGUUGGACUAUGGAGAAGAUGAGGGCCGCGCAGAUGCACUGGACAGUUUGCAGAGGGCACUUGAUUGCUGUGGCGCUGAGGGUUGGCGCGAUUGGCUCAUGUCCGAUUGGGCUAUUCAGGAUACUGUUAACUCAACAGGAGGUUUGGGGAAUGAUUCUUCUGCUGUGUCGUUGCCAGACAGUUGCUGUGUGAAACGCAAAGGCUGUCUCAAUAGACCAUUGCCAGAGAGUAUAUUCAGUGACACUGAGCUCGCAGGGAUUCAUGCUCACGGUUGUUUCCGCAAAGUCUUCAGCUUGGUAAAUGACAACAUCUUUCAUAUUGCAGCAACAGUCCUGUGUCUUGCUUUCACCCAGGUGGCAGGUAUAGCCCUCACUUGUCUGCUUGCCAAUCGUCUUUCACCCAGACUGCGAAGACAAGCCCGUUGAAAUUAAAAAAGCAUCAUGAAUUUGCCUCAUGUAGACUUUCAUUAUACUUGCUGCAGUUUCUUGAGUUCUUGAGUUUUUAUGGAUGAGACCAGCAAAAGGUUUUUGGAAAAAUACAAAGAUUAACACUGCAAGUGUGUCAUAAAUGUUAGAUUGAAUGUUUAAAAUGUUAAUUAUCUUAUAUAUAAUUAAAGUUCGCAUGACUCUGAAUGACUUGUGUUUUUGUCCAAUAGUCCAUUUAGCUUCCAAUACUGCCUGAAAUAUAAUGGAUAAAUAUGUGUGUCUCAUAUGUAUUCAGU